Messenger RNA from Triticum aestivum (bread wheat), 1797 nucleotides. Its product is annotated as photosystem I P700 chlorophyll a apoprotein A2-like. Lineage: Eukaryota; Viridiplantae; Streptophyta; Magnoliopsida; Poales; Poaceae. Gene Ontology annotation, cellular component: photosystem I; thylakoid; chloroplast thylakoid membrane. The transcript has 2 exons. The record is from RefSeq and is a predicted model, not a curated record. The annotation marks the transcript as partial. Gene Ontology annotation, biological process: photosynthesis.
UUUGAUGGUCAGGACCCCACUACUCGUCGUAUUUGGUUUGGUAUUGCUACCGCACAUGAUUUCGAAAGUCAUGAUGAUAUUACUGAAGAACGUCUUUAUCAGAACAUUUUUGCUUCUCACUUUGGGCAAUUAGCAAUAAUCUUUCUAUGGACGUCCGGAAAUCUGUUUCAUGUAGCUUGGCAAGGAAAUUUUGAAUCAUGGAUACAGGAUCCUUUACACGUAAGACCUAUUGCUCAUGCGAUUUGGGAUCCUCAUUUUGGUCAAUCCGCUGUGGAAGCCUUUACUCGAGGAGGUGCUACUGGUCCAGUGAAUAUUGCUUAUUCUGGAGUUUAUCAGUGGUGGUAUACAAUAGGAUUACGCACCAAUGAGGAUCUUUAUACUGGAGCUCUUUUUCUAUUAUUUCUUUCUACGCUGUCCUUAAUAGCGGGUUGGUUACAUCUACAACCCAAAUGGAAACCAAGCCUUUCGUGGUUCAAAAACGCGGAAUCUCGUCUCAAUCAUCAUUUGUCAGGACUUUUCGGGGUAAGUUCUUUGGCUUGGACAGGACAUUUAGUUCAUGUUGCUAUUCCCGCAUCCAGGGGGGAGUACGUUCGAUGGAAUAAUUUCUUAGAUGUAUUACCCUAUCCCCAGGGGUUGGGACCCCUUUUGACGGGUCAAUGGAAUCUUUAUGCCCAAAACCCUGAUUCGAGUAAUCAUUUAUUUGGUACCGCUCAAGGAGCGGGAACUGCCAUUCUAACUCUUCUUGGGGGAUUCCAUCCACAAACGCAAAGUUUGUGGCUGACCGAUAUGGCUCACCAUCAUUUAGCUAUUGCAUUUAUUUUUCUCAUUGCCGGUCACAUGUAUCGAACUAACUUCGGAAUUGGGCACAGUAUUAAAGAUCUUUUAGAAGCGCAUACUCCUCCGGGGGGUCGAUUAGGGCGUGGGCAUAAGGGCCUUUAUGACACAAUCAACAAUUCGAUUCAUUUUCAGUUAGGUCUUGCUCUAGCUUCUUUAGGGGUUAUUACUUCCUUAGUAGCUCAACAUAUGUACUCUUUACCUCCUUAUGCAUUCAUAGCACAAGACUUUACUAGUCAAGCUGCUUUAUAUACUCAUCACCAAUAUAUUGCAGGGUUCAUCAUGACAGGGGCUUUUGCUCAUGGAGCUAUUUUUUUCAUUAGGGAUUACAAUCCGGAACAGAAUGAGGAUAAUGUAUUGGCAAGAAUGUUAGACCAUAAAGAAGCUAUCAUAUCUCAUUUAAGUUGGGCUAGCCUCUUUCUAGGAUUCCAUACCUUGGGCCUUUAUGUUCAUAACGACGUCAUGCUUGCUUUUGGUACUCCAGAAAAGCAAAUCUUGAUCGAACCUAUAUUUGCCCAAUGGAUACAAUCUGCUCAUGGCAAGACGACAUAUGGGUUCGAUAUACUCUUAUCUUCAAUGAAUGGCCCCGCUUUCAAUGCGGGUCGAAGCCUAUGGUUGCCCGGAUGGUUGAAUGCUGUUAAUGAGAAUAGUAAUUCGCUUUUCUUAACAAUAGGACCUGGGGAUUUCUUGGUUCAUCAUGCUAUUGCUCUAGGUUUGCAUACAACUACAUUGAUUUUAGUAAAGGGCGCUUUAGAUGCACGCGGUUCCAAAUUAAUGCCAGAUAAAAAGGAUUUUGGAUAUAGUUUUCCUUGUGACGGCCCAGGGCGCGGCGGUACUUGUGAUAUUUCUGCUUGGGACGCAUUUUAUUUGGCAGUUUUCUGGAUGUUAAAUACCAUUGGGUGGGUUACUUUUUAUUGGCAUUGGAAACAUAUCAGUCAGAUGUAUAAAAAAAAACCAUCCUAG